GCAUGAGAUUCCACGCCCCCCCAUCCCAGCCCCCCUCCCUUCCCCCAGGUAUAAGAGCUGAGCUCAGGUGAGCCGGCUCCUCCUGUCUUGUCUCAGCCGCUCCCAGCAGGCAGAUCAUGCGUGAUCAGCUCCCCAGAGGCAGGCUGUAGGACGACAACGCUCACCACCAGACCACCGCACCGGGCGCCAUGGGACAGUGUCGGUCAGCCAACGCUGAGGAUGCUCAGGAAUUCAGCGAUGUGGAGAAGGCCAUUGAGACCCUCAUUAAGAACUUCCACCAGUACUCCGUGGAAGGUGGGAAGGAGACGCUGACCCCCUCUGAGCUGCAGGACCUGGUCACCCAGCAACUACCCCACCUCAUGCCGAGCAACUGUGGGCUAGAAGAGAAGAUUGCCAACCUGGGCAACUGCAGUGACUCUAAGCUGGAAUUCGGGAGCUUCUGGGCGCUGAUUGGAGAAGCAGCCAAGGGUGUGAAGAUGGAGAGCCCGGUUCCUGGGAGCUGAGGAUGUCACCCUGCAACUCGGGGGUGGGGGUGGGGGGUGUGCUGUUUGGGAGAGGGGACUGCAGAGACUGUGGGCCUGGGAAUAAAAUGCCUCCCCCAUCCCGACCACCAUCCUCACCAGCCUUGCACUUCUCAUCUGUGCAAAAUUCAGGGUAGUGACAGCUUCCCCAUGGACUCUGGGCACUGCAUCCGGCGUGUCCCCCAGGGCUCAGAAGUCCCUACCCCAGGGAAGCUCAAGGGUGGGUUGGUGUUGGGGAAGACAUGUGGGGAUGCUGGAUGGAUAAGGUUGGUGUAAGGGCCAUGUGAUUUGGUAGUUGGGAGGACAGGGAAGAGCUUGGCUGUGGGAAAUGAUUUGAAGCGUGGGCUGGGAAUGGAAUCUGGCUGGAUACUUGGAACUGUAAAGGGACCAGGAGAACCUACCUCUCCUAAUUUCUUCUCCAACCUAAAUCGUAGCCGUAUGUCCCAAGCUAUCCUUUUCUGGUCCCAGAGUUGCCCCAGCCCAGGGUCCCUCUGGGCAGGGAGAGCAGAGUUCUGGAAGAAGUUGAGUAGGAACUUUAGGAUGAGAAGACCAGCAAGGUGCUCGGACAUUUACAGAAUGAUUCUUGUUUUGUAUCCAUUUAAUAAAAAUAAAUAAAUAAAUAAAUAAAAAGAAAA
Molecule: messenger RNA, 1156 nt
Organism: Jaculus jaculus (lesser Egyptian jerboa)
Lineage: Eukaryota; Metazoa; Chordata; Mammalia; Rodentia; Dipodidae
Gene: S100a14
Product: S100 calcium binding protein A14
Exons: 4
Coding region: 189-503 (104 amino acids)
Biological process (GO): positive regulation of monocyte chemotaxis; toll-like receptor 4 signaling pathway; response to lipopolysaccharide
Cellular component (GO): perinuclear region of cytoplasm
Molecular function (GO): chemokine receptor binding
Source: RefSeq, a predicted model, not a curated record